Messenger RNA from Phragmites australis (common reed), 1819 nucleotides. RefSeq names its product probable polyamine transporter At3g13620. The coding region runs from base 63 to 1577 and encodes 504 amino acids. Gene Ontology annotation, cellular component: membrane. Gene Ontology annotation, molecular function: transmembrane transporter activity. The record is from RefSeq and is a predicted model, not a curated record. NCBI's taxonomy places the organism in Eukaryota, Viridiplantae, Streptophyta, Magnoliopsida, Poales, Poaceae. Gene Ontology annotation, biological process: transmembrane transport. The transcript is spliced from 2 exons.
GCACACUUGCUCCACUCUCUAGACCCUAGACUCUAGCUUCGUGAACGGAACGAGCUCUCGCCAUGAACCAAGAGAUUCAAAUAACCAGACAGCCAUCGCAGCCUCAACAGCAUCAAGAGUUGCCACGAGAGGAUGGCACGCCCGUGCAAUAUCACACAUCGCAAGACCGGCAACAGGCGCAAGAUCAAGGCCGCGAAGGCGGCGGCGCGGCCGACCAUCACCACCGGAGUAAGCUCACGCUUCUUCCGCUCGUCUUCCUCAUCUACUUCGAGGUGGCUGGCGGGCCGUACGGCUCCGAGCGGGCGGUCCGCGCGGCCGGCCCGCUCUUCACGCUCCUCGGAUUCCUCGUCUUCCCCUUCGCGUGGGGCGUCCCGGAGUCGCUCGUCACCGCCGAGCUCGCCGCCGCGCUCCCGGGCAACGGCGGCUUCGUCCUCUGGGCCGACCACGCCUUCGGCCCGCUCGCCGGCUCGCUCCUCGGCACGUGGAAGUACCUCAGCUGCGUCAUCAACAUCGCGGCGUACCCUUCCCUCGUCGCCGACUACCUCGGCCGCGCCGUCCCCGCCGUGGCCAGUCCAGGCAGGACGCGCACGGGCACGGUGGUCGGCAUGACGGUGUUCCUGUCCUUCCUGAACUACACCGGGGUGAGCAUUAUCGGGUGGGGUGCAGUGGCUCUGGGCCUCGUGUCCCUGGCGCCGUUCGUGCUCAUGACAGGGAUGGCGGUGCCAAAAGUGAGGCCGCGGAGGUGGACGGCGCAGGUGAAGGGGAGGAAGGACUGGAGGCUCUUCUUCAACACACUGUUCUGGAACCUCAACUACUGGGACAGCGCGAGCACCAUGGCCGGUGAGGUGGAGCGGCCGGAGCGCACGUUCCCGCGGGCGCUGACCGUAGCGGUGGUGCUGAUCGCCGCCAGCUACCUGCUGCCACUGAUGGCAGCGACCGGCGCCACGGACGCGCCGCCGGAGGAGUGGGAGAACGGGUACUUGGUCGAUGCUGCAGGCAUCAUCGGCGGCGCAUGGCUCAAGUACUGGAUCCAGGCCGGCGCGGUGCUGUCGUCGAUCGGCAUGUUUGAGGCCCAGCUGAGCAGCGGAGCGUACCAGUUGCUGGGCAUGGCCGAGCUGGGCCUCCUCCCGGCCAUCUUCGCCCAGCGCGCCACCCGCUUCCGAACCCCGUGGGUCGCCAUCGCUGCCUCCACUGCCGUCACGCUCGCCGUCUCCUUCCUGAGCUUUGACGACGUCGUCGCCACCGCCAACUUCCUCUACAGCCUGGGGACGUUGCUCGAGUUCGCCGCCUUCCUCUGGCUCCGCGGCAGGCGGCCCGACCUGAAGCGGCCCUACCGCGUGCCGCUCCCGCUGCCGGCUCUGGCGGCAAUGUGCGCGGUGCCGUCGGCGUUCCUGGCGUACGUGUGCGUGGUGGCCAGGUGGAAGGUGUUCGCGCUCGCCGGCACGCUCACGGCGUUCGGUGUCGGCUGGCACGGCGCCAUGAGGCUGUGCAGGUCCAGGAAGUGGCUCAGGUUCAACACUGCCGUCGUCGCUGCCGCUGAAGAUCACCAAGGAGAUCAAGCUGGAGACCGGGUUUGAAAUAGUUAUCACGCGCUGGCCUGCAUGUCCAGCGGUUUUCAUGGCGUUUCUUCCUUCCUCGUCCUCCUUCCUAUGUAUUAGUCCAUGCUUUUUUUUUCUUUCAAGGUUUCUUUUGGUGUAUAUUGACUGUAUGAUUAAAUAAGAUAGAGCGACAUGGUAACGUCCUUGUUGGUUGCUAAGUCACCAAAUCAAGAAACGUCUUCGACCAGGAGAGAGAACCGAAGGUGGCGAGACACGUGUUU